Messenger RNA from Terrapene triunguis (Three-toed box turtle), 3209 nucleotides. RefSeq names its product ring finger protein 141 (gene RNF141). NCBI's taxonomy places the organism in Eukaryota, Metazoa, Chordata, Testudines, Emydidae. The record is from RefSeq and is a predicted model, not a curated record. The coding region runs from base 1524 to 2216 and encodes 230 amino acids. The transcript has 6 exons. Gene Ontology annotation, biological process: protein autoubiquitination. Gene Ontology annotation, molecular function: ubiquitin-protein transferase activity.
GUGACGGGGCGGCGGGCAAGGCAGGGCCCGGGACCAGGUGAAAGGCUGCGGGGAGACCGGAGCCCCGCUCCCGCCCGUCAGCACGCGCCGCCUCGGUUCCUUGGGCACGCGGCGUUUGUCCUGGGCAGCCUGUGCCCGCCCCGCGCUAGGAGCUGGGCGGGGGCCGGCCACGUGCCCGGGGGUUGUGGCGUCGGGGUAGCGGUCAGCGGGGGUGAGCAGUGGGGGCCCGGCAGCCCCGGGGAGCCGCCUUCCGCGGACCUCUUUAAGCUUGGAUUAAACCCGCCAGCAAACGUGCACCUUGCCUGAGCGUUCAGCCCAGUGGCCGGCCCGUCACCCCCGUGCGAGCGCCGGGGCUGUUUGUACCUAGGCGCUCUGGCUUUGAUGCUGUGAUAGGGGUCCCGGGUGGUACAAAUUAUGUAACGGCAAGAGUUGUUGUAAGGGAGGGGAGUGAAUUGUGCCCGAGGUUUACUGGCUAGGCCUCAGCAGCGCUACCAGAAGCGUGGCAAACAUCAAUGGCAAUCCAGUAAAAUGAUGGUACUUGUGCACAGUAAUGUGCAUGACAACAGUACUCUGGCUUUGCACCACAAAUCCUCACCGGAAACAGUGGCAGCGCUUACUUACCAUCUGCAGGUCUGGCUGUGCCAAGGGUGAAGCACAGGAGUAGUUCAUUAUUAAAUCUCCAUUCAGUAAUAUGGAAUAGAUAUGCCUGCUUGUUUGUCAACGCACAAAAGUCUUUAGUUUAUAAUGUAGUAUAUUAAGGGUUACAUUGCAUAGUGGCUUACUGAAGCAGAGAACCUACUAGUUCAUCUCUGGAGUACUGAAUUCAAAUAUAAAUACUUAAAUUAAGGGUGUUUAGAACAAGAAUGGAGAAUCCGUGAUACAGGCUUAGUGCACACUUGAUUAUAGUAUUACUGUUUGUCACAGCUAUGUAAUUUCAGAGUAGCUGAAGAGGGAAAACACCUAUUAGGUAACCUACUCUCUCCCCAUAAUUUUGGUCUUUCAGCUAUUACAUUAUAAACCCUUAUUUUCUGGAUGGCUUAACAUGGCUGUAAAAUUGACUAGCUUGAAAGUUACUCAUGGUUUUAGCGUGGCCUUUAAAUUAUCAUACAACAAUCCAAGAGUUCUGUAGCUUUGAAAGCAGUUUAUCGUUUGUUAAGUCAGUUGUUAACUUCUUCAGCUGAAAUUUUUUUAAUCAAAUGUGGAUUAUGUUGGUCUUUAUGGAGAAAAUAUUAAGGCAAACAGUUGUUUGAGAAGGCAACUUUUUCCAUGUGUGCCAACUCCUUCAUUUUCAAACUCUGUUUUGUUGUGGUGUUAGGUACUAAUAGAUUGGCAUAUUUUUGUCAUGUAGCCCCAUUAAGAUGCAUUGGCCCCAAUAAAUUAAUAGUUUAAACCGGGCACAGGUUUACAAGGAAAUACAAUAAACAGAGGAUGCAGAGGAAGGUUGUAUGUGAGGGAUGGAGCAGAAGCUCCACAAAUGACUGAAACCUCCUUUCUGCCUGGACAUUGAGCUGAAGAAUUUCAUCAUGGGUCAACAGAUUUCAAACCAGACACACACUGCUAUUAACAAGUUGCCAGAAAAAGUAAUAAAACAUGCAUCUUUGGUUCGAGAAAGUGGCUUUCUGACUUAUGAAGAGUUUCUGGGGAGAGUAGCUGAACUUAAUGAUGUCACCACAAAGUUGGCUUCUGGCCAGGACAAACAUUUGUUGUUUGAAGUGCAGCCAGGUUCUGAUUCCUCUGCUCUUUGGAAGGUGGUGGUUCGGAUAGUCUGUACUAAGAUAAACAAAACAAGUGGCAUUGUAGAAGCUUCAAGAAUUAUGAACUUGUAUCAGUUUAUUCAGCUUUAUAAAGACAUCACAAGUCAAGCAGCAGGAGUUCUUGCACAGAGCAGUGCCUCUGAAGGGACUGCUGCAAGUCUGUCACCUGUGUCAUCUUGCCAGGCCAGCUUAUGGAUGGGAAGGGUUAAACAGCUGACUGAGGAGGAGGAAUGUUGCAUCUGCAUGGAUGGACGUGCUGAUUUGAUCCUACCAUGUGCUCACAGCUUUUGUCAGAAAUGCAUUGAUAAAUGGAGUGAUCGCCACAGGAACUGUCCUAUCUGCCGUCUACAAGUGACUGGGACAAAUGAUUCUUGGGUGGUGUCAGAUGCACCUACAGAAGAUGACAUUGCUAGCUAUAUACUCAACAUGGUAGAUGAGGCAGGCCAGCCUCACAGACCAUGAUGAUGAUGACUACUGAUAGAAGUACUUGAAAGUUCAUUGUCAUGAACAUCUGCUUUUUCUUCUCAUUCCCAUUCAUCCAUACUUCAUUUCAUUUAGGUGUCUCUUUGGUUGCUGUAAGCUAAAGCUACACUAUUCUUUUAAAACACAGGGUAUAUGAGCUAAUAUGUCUGGGUGCAUUCUUAACUUUUAAUAUGUAGCUUCAUUAAAUGCUCUAAACUGUUAAAUCACUAACGCUUGUAAAGUUUACUUUAACAACAUCUUUUCUGACAAGAUUAAGAGCCAUUGGAAUAAUUUUAUUAGUAUUAAUUAUAACAUAAUAGCAUUGUGCACCAGCUUUUUGAAUACCACAAAUGGAACUUUAUUAUAGAAGAUGCAGCGUCUUCUUAUUAAAGGGCCUGCCCUGCAGCCUUUUUCCUCAUAAGUAAUCCAUUCUCACACAGCUCAUCCCACUGAUUUCAGUGGGAUGACUCACAGGAAUAAAGAUUGUUAACACGCGUUAGGAUUACACAAUUAUAACUAAACUGUGAAGUUUUAUUGCUGAAAUUUGAGAAGCAUCUUUUGCCCCUUCCCUCACCCGUGGUCAUUUGUUUCUGUUUAGUAUUUGUAUGUUUUGAGUUAAACCAGUAGUAAUUUUUAGUAUAGAAAAGUGUUUUAAAUCUAUUCUCAGAGAUUACGGAAACCAGCCGUGUCAACAUGUGUGCUUUCCCUUUUUCCUAGCAGAGUAAACCUUUUAGAAGGCUAUUUUAUCUGAUUUCUAAAGUUUCAUAGCUAACGAAACUAUGCUAAACAGCUUCACACACAGUCCCUAAGAUUAAAACAAUAUAUUUCCAUAGCUUUUUGAUGAGCGACAGCCAAAAAUUGUCUUGUGCACUAAGCGUAUCUGAAAAGAACUCCCUUUACUGAAAGGCAUUGUACAGUAGCUGUCAUGGCUUUGUUUCGUCCUGAUGCUUUUCGCUUUCUCCAUUUUUCCAAGUCACAACAUUAUUCAUACUU